UAUCCAACAUGUGUAUGGAGCUCAGCAUCCGCCUUUUGAUCCAUUAUUGCACGGAACCUUGAUAAAACCGGGUUCAAAGCCACCUACAACUCCAGUGAAACUAAAGAAAGUCAGCACCUUCCAAGAAUUUGAGAGUAAUACAAGUGAUGCUUGGGAUCUUGGGGAUGAUGAUGAUGAACUCUUAGCAAUAGCUGCUGAAAACUUAAAUACAGAAGUGGUCAUGGAAACAGCUCACAAAGUAAUUCAGAAUCACAGCAAGUUACAAGAACAGCAUAAAUUUCAGGAAGAACAUCUGGAGGAAGAAAAACAAGUAGAAUCUGCAGAGCUGACUUCAGUCGCAUGUGGUGAUAAUAGGCUUGUUAAAUCAGUCAGUGAAGGUCAUACAUCGAGUUCAUCAGAUAAUGCUAGUGAAAAUUCUUCCAUGCAGAGGUCACAGUCCCUUCCACAAACUUCAACACCUCCCUUGGUGAGUGGAAUGGCAGACUAUAAUACCUCAGUUACUCCUCUGUUAACUGAAAGAGAAGCAUCCCGAUUAGACAAAUUUAAACAGCUACUUGCUGGCCCCAAUACAGAUCUUG
Antrostomus carolinensis (chuck-will's-widow) is the source of this 578-nucleotide messenger RNA. RefSeq names its product TBC1 domain family member 22A-like. The transcript has 3 exons. The record is from RefSeq and is a predicted model, not a curated record. The annotation marks the transcript as partial. NCBI's taxonomy places the organism in Eukaryota, Metazoa, Chordata, Aves, Caprimulgiformes, Caprimulgidae.